GCGCCAGGGGCUUCCUGCUCGGCUCUGCAGUGCGCGGUGGCUCGCUGGGCCCUGGGUGGGCGGGGCCGCACCCCCGCAGUCGCCUGUAAAGGAGGGACCAGACUGCGGGUUAACUUGAGAAGUGGCGGCUCUAGGUUCUGGUGCGAGACUCCUUAUUUGUGUUGUAAAUUUGGACGGAGGUAGAGAUGGACGCUGCUCUCCUUAACACUGAGUUCUCAGUCUGGAAAGGCUGUCGUCCCUCAGAAAAAUGGUGGGGAGGUUACUACUGCUCCAGAAAAUAAAGUCGGGGGGAAAACGUCUCUGGCUCCCGUGGUUGCUGAGAAACUAACAUCACCACACAGGAAGACAGCCACAUGGGCCAAAUUGCCAAAAGACAGGAGGAGUGCCAAGAAGAGAAGUGGGAACGAUGAGGAGGAAGAAGAUAAGAACACGGAGUUGGGCCAAGAUGAGAAAGAGCCUAUCAAAAAAACACCUGAUAAAUGGAAGAAGGAGAUGGCUAAACAGAAGGCUUCCCCUGAAAUCAAAAAACAGAGAUUGGAAGGAAAUUUUGUUAUGUGAGUUUUAAAUCUGCUAAUGAUCAGGGAAAAGCCUUGAAACUUAGUGAGACAAAGGUCCUUGGGAAUGAAAUUAAAUUGAGAAAACCAAAAGGAAGGGAAGUAAAGAAAGGAUCGCCUAUGCUGACUUCAAAUCACAGGCUGAUGCAGAGAGGGCCUUGGAAGACAAGCAAGGAACAAAGAUUGGAGGGCUUGCCAUAGCUCUGGACCCUGUUGGAGAGAAAAGUCAAGGCCAAGAAGAGAGAGGCUGGAAGAACAGCACGCGGAGAAUGGGAAAACGAAAGCUAGAACAAGAAAGCCACACAUUUCAAGAAAAAUGGGAGCGAGCCUAUUUCUUUGUGGAGGUAAAGAAUGUCCCUACGUGUUUAAUAUGCAAACAAAGAGUGUCUGUGUCGAAGGAGUAUCACCUCAGACACCAUUAUGAAACAAACCACAGCAGGAACCAUGAGGGAUAUACAGAAAAGAUGCGUGAUAAAAAACUAAAUGAGCUGAAAAAAAGACUGAAAUUUCAACAUGAUGUCCUUUUGAACGUGAAUAAAAUAAGUGAUGCUGCUAUGAAAUGCAGUUACGUAUUAAGUGAGAAAAUUGCCCGGGCGUCCAAACCUUUUACAGAUGGCAAGUUUAUAAAGUAAUGUCUAUUGAGUGCCGUGGAGAUUAUGUGCCCUGAACAGAGACACGCAUUUGCGAACAUAAGACUAAGUGCUAAUAUUGUUCCGCAGCACGUUGGCGAUGUGGCUGGGAACUUACAGGACAAGUUGCGAGGAAAAGGUAAAUCAUUUGUGGCUUUCUCCAUUGCAGCUCAUGAAGGGGCUGAUGUAGAUAAUGCCCCCCAACUGGCUGUAUUUAUUCGUGGUGUUGACGAAACUUUUGAUGUGACCGAAGAGCUUUUGGACAUGGUACCCAUGACAGGCACCUCAUCAGGAAACGAAUUAUUUGUAUGUGUUGAGGAAAGUCUUAAAAAAUUUAAUGUAGACUGGUCGAAAUUAGUCAGUGUUAGUACCGAUGGCAAUUCUGCACUGGUUAGUGUUGAACAACUUGUUACAGAACUUAAAUCUAAGGUGUCAGGGCUUUGCAAAGACACAGAGCUUAAGUCUGUGCACGGCCUCAUACUCCAGGAGUCACUUUGCACUAAAAAGUUAAAAAUGGAUCAUGUCAUGGACAUAGUAAUUCACACCAUAACCUGGAUACGUUCCCAUGGCUCAGACCACAGAGAGUUCAGUGCUUUGUUCAGUGAGUUAGAUGCACAGUAUGGAAGCUUGUUCUCCGUGGGACUUAAGUGGCUGAGUCGUGGCAUGGUGUUAAGGCGGUUUUUCGAACUGUUGGAAGAAAUUGAUUUUUUCAUGUCUUCUAAAGGAAAACCUGUUCCCCAGCUUACUAGCAAAGAUUGGGUCAAAGACUUAGUCUUUCUGGUUGACAUUAUGACUUACCUAAACAUGUUGGAUAUCUCCCUGCAAAGGCGUUCACAAGUGGUUACGCAGAUGUAUGACUCAAUUCACUCGUUUUUAAUGAAACUGUGUCUUUGGGAGACUCAUUUGGCAAGGAACAAUCUGGCCCACUUCCCCACGCUGAAAUUAGUUUCCGAAAAUGAAAGAGAUGGCCUGAACUAUAUUCCCAGAAUUAAAGAGUUGAAGACUGAGUUCCAAAAACGGUUCUCUGAUUUCAAACUUUAUGAAAGCGAGCUGACGUUGUUCAGUUCACCUUUCUCAGUUAAUAUUAACAACGUGAGCGAGGAGCUACAGAUGGAGGUUAUUGAACUACAGUGCAACACGAUACUGAAAACGAAAUACGACUGUGUCGGAAUCCCAGAAUUCUACAAACACCUUGGGAAUGGUUACCCUAAAUAUAAGAACCAUUGUGCAAAGAUUCUGUCCAUGUUUGGAAGUACCUACGUUUGUGAGCAGCUAUUUUCAGUUAUGAAACAACAGAAAACUACUAAGUAUUGCCCCCACUUAAAAGAUUCAGGGGUGACUUCCCUGCGGCAUGUCGCUGCACCAGAUACACACCCUGGCGUCGAAUGACACCUCGGGGCUUAAGAAAAGAAUGUCACGUUUUGGAUUUCAAAUCUAAGGAGUAAUACAUUAUGAGACUUUGAUUAUUUCGAUUUCCAAAUUGUUCACUGUCAAAUUUAAACCACAAUCUCUGGCAUCCUAUGUUUGUAUCUUAUCACGUAUAAAAUAAAGUUUGAUUAUACCUUG
This is a messenger RNA of Acinonyx jubatus (cheetah), 2749 nucleotides long. Its product is annotated as general transcription factor II-I repeat domain-containing protein 2-like. The transcript has 6 exons. Gene Ontology annotation, molecular function: RNA binding. Gene Ontology annotation, cellular component: nucleus. Lineage: Eukaryota; Metazoa; Chordata; Mammalia; Carnivora; Felidae. The record is from RefSeq and is a predicted model, not a curated record. Bases 1211 to 2572 code for a protein of 453 amino acids.